AUGCUGAUGAUGAUGCGUGAGUCCGUACCUCGGGCGUGUUCUUCUAUGGGUCUGACGUUAGAUUCAAGACGCCCCAAAGUUUCACGACUAUCGGAGCGAAUUAGUCGUAUUGAGCAACUUCUGGCAGACAAUUUCAUGGGUGAUCAAAUCUCCGUCGUGGGAGAGUCUCCUCAAUCUCUUGAAGCCAAUACGACGUCUGACACAACGGCCAGCAAUUCCCCAAGCAACACUCAGCCUCCAGGCUCGUCGUCAGUGCGAGUUCACUUCGCGGGUAAAGAGCUGGGUGUCAUCAGUUUACUUACAGGCACGCCGUUCCUCUUUCCUGAGGGGCGAGAAUGGAUCAGAGCCCGCACUGGACAGGACGUUGCAAUUGACAAACUGAGUCCACCGCGCGCACCUUGGGAUAAAGAGCGCGGAAAAACCUUUCACACUUUUUUGAUGAACAUGAACAUGCACACUAACAGUCCUUACGAACUUCCCGACUGGAGAACCGCGCAGCUGUACUUUCAGGCAUAUAAGAGUUCCAAGGUGAUGCGGCGCAUCUUUCCUGUUAUAGACCCGGAACUUUUUGAGGAGACCCUCAACACAGCUUAUGGUCAAUCGCCAUCCAUAUUCAAAUACGGCCAAGCCAGCGCUAGGGUUUGUGUCAUUGCAUUUCUUACCUUCAUCUCUCGCCUCCCAGAUGUCAAGGAUAUUGUCAGCGCGACUACUACGGCCACCCCAAUUGACCAUGAUCUACUUUCCACCAAGGCACAGUUUUUGAUGCCUCUGGUAUUACAAGAGCCUGCUAGUCUGGACGCCGCGCAGGCUGUCACUAUGUUGACUCUCUUUGAGCUGUCUUCGGGAAAUAUGCGAGCGACCAAUUACUAUGCGGCAAUUGCUGCGCGGCUCAUUUUCAUGCUUGGUGGUAAUCUUUUUAGCAGUCAGGCCAUCUCGACGGAUCAGCUCGGCCAGCAAAGACAUUCACAGCUACGGAAUCUAUUCUGGAUUUGCUACACAAUUGAUAAAGACCUUGCUCUACGCACGGGUCAACCGCCUACUAUCACGGACGAAAAUUGUGAUUUGACACUUCCGCCGGGCUAUCUUGAUCGAGCAUUCUUGGAUGUAGAAAAUGAGGAGGCCCCGUGGUACGGUCCAGUAUUUCCAUUCGACUUGCGCCUGAGUAUUAUCAAAGCCCGAGCGCAUCGAGAGCUAUAUUCGGUCAGCUGUCUCCAAAAGUCAGACGCCGAGCUGCUCAAGUCAAUCCGGGAGCUUGAUGACGCGCUAGAAGAAUGGCGGCUGUCAGUCCCUCCCAUAUGGCGUCCAACCGUGUCCUUCUCUUCCGAGACGUCCGAUCCGAACAUGGGUAUGCAUACUGUCAUGCUGCGUCUGAACUAUCACCUAUGUAUGACCAUCAUCCAUCAAGCGAGCGGAAGAUGCAAAGCGUGGAGACAAGGACAAAGUGGCAUGAUGGAUGGGGUGAGUUCAAGUAUGGCACUUUCAGUAGAGGCCAGUCGAUCAAGUCUAUGUUACCUCAAGGCAGCAGAACAUGUGGUAGUCGACGGGGUGUUCUGGACUCUUAUCUUCUACCCCAUGUCCGCGCUGCUCACCAUCUUCUGCAGCAUUCUUCAGAAUCCAUUGGACCCACAUUCGCGCGAAGACUUGGACCGAUUGCGCGUCGCCACGGUUAUGAUUGAGCGUAUCUUCUCACGGAAACUGCCUUCAACUGAGCUUGUGCAAUUCAAACUGGUCGGUGAUUUCAUUGUAGAAUUGAAGCGGUUGGCUGAGUGUGCUAUUGACAAGGCCUGGGCGGAGCAGCGCGCCGCCUCUCAUUGA
Messenger RNA from Penicillium coprophilum, 1815 nucleotides. RefSeq names its product putative C6 transcription factor. The coding region runs from base 1 to 1815 and encodes 604 amino acids. Lineage: Eukaryota; Fungi; Ascomycota; Eurotiomycetes; Eurotiales; Aspergillaceae. The record is from RefSeq and is a predicted model, not a curated record. Gene Ontology annotation, biological process: DNA-templated transcription. Gene Ontology annotation, molecular function: DNA binding; zinc ion binding. The transcript is spliced from 4 exons.